AUGCAUAAAACUGGAGCAACGCGGCAUAAAAAGUUCCUUAAAGCCGAAAAGUCAAAAACUAAACUCAAGGGUAAAAAGGAUCCUGAAUUACCUAAAGGAACCAAUGUUACGAAAACCAAUUUUAAAGUUAAGAAAAUUGUGAUCAAGGAACAACUUAAAAAGCAUGUUCAGUCAGAAGCCUUGUCUACAAGAAAACUUAAUGUCAAGGAAUUGUUAUCGAGACUUAACCAUUUUAAUGCAACCUCAAGAACUGACGCUUUAGAUGGUUUAAAGGAAAUCAUAAAUUCUAACCCAGAAAUUCUUGAACAAAGUUUAGGACCGGUGAUACAGGGUGUUAGCUCCUUGAUACUUAAUGUAGAAAAAGCUGUGAGACAUUCAGCCUUAAAAGUUAUACAUUUGGUAUUGUCAAAUGUUAUAACAGAAAAGAUUGAACCAUUUUUUGAUAUAAUGUCUACUUAUUUAAGAAGUGCCAUGACUCACAUUGAUAGUAGAAUACAGGAAGACUCUUUGCUAUUCCUUGACAUACUACUACUUUGUGCACCUGAAAAAGCUGCACAAGAUUUUCAUAAAAUCAUUCCCAAUUUCUUAGAUAUGAUUUCCAAGUUGCGCACAGAUGCCAAACCAGGAAGAACAUUGACUGUUAACCUCAACAGUCAAAUAACAAGUGUUAAGUGGCGGGUUAAGGUUUUAAAUCGCCUUAAAGACUUUCUACAAAAGUUUGCAGAAUACAAUAAUAUUUUUAAACUGGAGAAAUCAAAUCAGACAAAGAUACAGACAUUUAAUAAAGAUGGGCCAAACUAUUAUCCCUUGUUUAAUCCAAUUCACAUAUCUCCAUGUGUGGUAUCUUGUUUUUCUUCAAAGACAUCUGAAAAUGUGCUUCAAAUUGAUGAAAUUGAAAAGUUCAGGGAAUAUGUUGAAACGUUAAUGCCCUUGUUAUUUGAAACAUGGCUUGAAGCAAGCCCUAACUUGAAAUCAGAUAGAAAUAUGGAAACUGUUGUUAAUGAAGAUGCAGCACUUUUAAUGAAACAUUUACUUGAAGUGAUCACAACAAUAUGGGACAUUGUCAAGUAUUAUAAUGAAAAAGCACCAAGUUCAAAAAUAAAGAAUUUGUUUUGUCAAAAAUACAAGUCUCUGUUUACUCAAAAUAUUUGUAACUCCUUUCCCUAUGUUACCAAUGUUCGAUCAAAGCAGGCUAAGAAUGCAGACAAUACAGAAGAUGUUAUAACAGAUCCAAAGUUAGUGACAGAAAAUCUACAAAUAUGUUAUCUAUUUAUUGUAUUGAAUCCUCAUAUCAAUAUAAAACAUGAAGGAAAAACCAUUACAUCUGUGUUGCACUACAUUGAAAAAAUGUUUGGUAAGUCAGAUGAAAAUAUUAACAGAAGGAUGUUAAAGAUUUUACAUACAACUUUCUCUAAAGAAGUUACAGGUUGGACAAAGAACACAUCCGUCAUGGAUACCUUAUUCCAAAAAAUUAUUUCUUUUUAUUUACAAAAUGAAGGAACAGAUGUAUUUAAGCAACAGAUAUUUAGUUUGCUCUGUCAAAUUGCCCUCAAUGAUAAAUUGUCUCAUUUACAUUCUAAUGUCUUAUAUGAGCAGUGGUUGAAAAAUUUGCCCAACAUCCUUCUUGGUGACUCGUUAUCAGUACAAACUGUUGAUAUUCUUCACAAGUUUGCUGUUACCAAAAAUAAUCUUUUUAAUUCUGUACUUAAACCAAAAUUAUUAAGUAUUAUUGGAAAUCUACCUAAAAUUAUGAUCAAAGAUUGCACAUCAAACAGUGAUUAUCACAAGUUGUUAUCUCUCUUGUACUGGAUAAAACCAUGGGAUACUGAAUCACUGAAUUUACUCGAAAACCAGUUGAUGCAAAGUCAAUACAGAGGUGACCAUGGAAAAUAUAUAUUUGAUACUUUAAGAUUGAAAAGUGGAGGAAUAUUGUAA
This is a messenger RNA of Pieris macdunnoughi, 1935 nucleotides long. Lineage: Eukaryota; Metazoa; Arthropoda; Insecta; Lepidoptera; Pieridae. The record is from the annotation of a GenBank genome assembly.